AUGGAGCAAAAGAACGCCAAAUCUGCGCGAGGUUCAGUGGCGCGAGAGCCACAUUGUGAGAUGGCCGUGUCUUGGUACGCUGUGCUCGCGCUUGCCGCCACUGCACUUGGAGCAUCGAUACCGAUCGAGAAAAACAAUGUGUUAGAAAGGUCAUCAUGCGGUCGAGUAUGGGUCACGGUACAUUCUCCUGAAAUAAGAUUGUCAAACACACACAAUAUCGAAGAUGCCAUAGAAUUGAAUUGGGAGUUCGUUGGAUGUUCAGAUGUGCCAAAACAGAUUGGACUGUUUGAUAAUCGACCUACAUCAUGGAACAACGUCAUCGCUACGUUUGUGAUAAACUCAGUUGAGGGUCAUAUUGUAACUAACAUCCCGCUGGGUGAUGUAUCUCUGCCUGGCGGUUGGGAAACCGGACAGGGGUUGAGAGGUCCUCAUUGCCUUUGGCCGUGGGUAGGAGCCGGGGACGCGCAAGGAAUACAGUCAUACAACUGUUUAAAGAUACAACCUACUUGGAUGGAAGACGCAGGAUCUAAAAUCAACAAUCUGCGUAUCGGUGAUCUGGCGAUUGCGGGUACUCAUAAUGCAGGUGCCUGGCGCUUUGACACUGAGACAAGUAACCAGUCACGGGAUAAUUUCAUCCUGUGUCAAGAUCGCUCCAUCUGGGCUCAGCUCGUCCACGGCAUAAGAUACUUUGAUUUUAGAAUUUCUUUCUACAGCCACUUUGAAGAAGAAGACGACAGGUAUUGGCUAAAUCACAAUUUAGUACGAAUCCGGCCCUUGGUUCCCCUUUUGAGAGAGAUCAGACAGUUUCUUGAUAGUACUAAAGAAGUCGUAUUUCUGGACGCUCAUCACUUCCCAAUCGGUUUCUACGACUCGAAUGGUUUACCCAUUCGCAGCGUUCAUACGGGUCUCUUAAGGAUUGUCCAAAGAGAGCUAGGACCUCAUCUAGCUCUUGCUAGAGACUUCGCAACAGGUGUAGGUACUAGAGGUCGCACGCUGCAGACCUUUAUCAACGCUGAGAAACGUCUACUCUUCAGUUACGUAGACAACACCAUAGUUAGUGAAAACAACUGGCUGUGGCCGAUUCUACCUCACUUAUGGGCCAACACGAACAAUCCAACUCAAUUAAUUCAGUUCUUAGACAACGCGAUUGCAAACUCACCAAGUCCUCACGCUCGAUCGCCAAUGUUCUCGGCAAUGGCACAAACUACACCCCAUAUUUUCGAUAUUAUUUUACAGCGUGGAUCUAUACGAAUCAAUGCUGAUCUAGUUAAUCGUGUCGUAAACACACGAUUGGCGACUCUUUGGCGUAGUAGAAGCAACAUCAUCUCCUCAGAUUUCUUCCUUGGAAACGAUCUUGUUGAUUUGUCUAUAAUCAUAAGCGUGGAGCGUGGCUCACGUUUAUGA
This is a messenger RNA of Arctia plantaginis, 1404 nucleotides long. The record is from the annotation of a GenBank genome assembly. Lineage: Eukaryota; Metazoa; Arthropoda; Insecta; Lepidoptera; Erebidae.